CGACGAUUGACUACGACACGAACUACCAGGAAGUUCAUUCGUGCGCACUCGGCAGUGAAGGAUGUGUCCAGUACCGCAAAUCCAACUCGGCUCAACUGUCAGUCAGAAGAGAAUGGUUAUUACUUUCGAGGUGGAAAUAAAGUCUAACUGAACAAUUCGAAGAGGCAGUGUUGAGCAACUUGGUACCAAGCAGAAUCAUCGACAGAAAUGAUGUUUAAAUGGUGGACAUUUGUUAUUAUGACACUUCGUUCUGUGGUGACUAAUGAUCAGGAAAAUUCUGUGACAAAUGAACAAUCUGCUCCUUGCACACCGCAGGAAAGUUUGAGGCAGAUCCAGUGCCUUCGGGAGUUACCCGCAGAGAAAUAUGAGGUAUCAGAGGGAGAAGAUGUAUUGAUGCGGUGCAGAGUGGCACAUCAACGUGGUAAAGUUCAGUGGAGAGCUGGAAACUUUUUGUUAGGUUAUAUUAGGGCGAUUCCAAGCAGACCGCGAUAUUCAAUUCAGGGAGAUGCUCGAUUGGGUGUCCAUGAUUUACUGAUUCGAAAUGUGACAAACAAUGACGCGGGGACAUUUGAAUGUCAAGUGUCGCCCGCGGAAGGACAAUCCGCACUCCGACGCACCACCGCGCUUUCCAUCCUGGUGCAGCCCUCCCAACCAAUAAUUAUCGGGGCUUCCGGUGAUGCACAACCUACUACCAGCGGACAGCUCAUCGUGCCAAUUCCUCAGGAAAGCUCAUCCGAGAAAAGUUCACAAAAUCAGUUACGACUAUUCUGUCAAGUAAAGGGUGGGGUUCCUCCACCAACUUUUGAAUGGUUUCACAAUGGUUUGCUCGUCCCAGGGAAUCCAAUGACUAAUUCUUCUGACUUUUAUGAGGAUGGAUAUACUUCCUUAUCAGAUGCACGGUUUCCUGCAGAGGUAUACACCGCUGAACUUGUGUUAGAUAAGGCAAAUUUGAAGACGGGUGAUAGACUGGCUUGCCUGGUCAGUAAUAAGGCCACUCUACGCUCAAAACAACUCUCAAAGCAAAAACUGCGUUCGGAACUUUUCGUUGCAAUCCAUUCCGCACCUGGUGAUCCAGAACUAAUCGGUUUACAUCAACGAGGGAAUCAGUCAGCAGUUUACGACUCAGGUGCAUCAUUGGAUUUCACCUGUCGCUCCAUACCCGCAGGCAAUCCACCAGGUGAGCUGAGCUGGCGAAUGGAACGAAUGCGCCGAAGUGCACAAAUGGACACGGCAGCUCCCUUUUCUCAUGCUAGCGGUGGUGUUGGAGAAUAUCUGCACAAAAUAUACUUGAUACCGCCGGAAAGUGUGAUUUAUCAGUACACUGAUGAUAAAUUGUUGAGCAAAGUCAGAAUACCGCGGUUGAAUGCCAGUCACCACGGGCUCGAUCUGGUGUGCGGUGUGAAAAAUCAAGCAGGACCUGAAAAGACUGUCCGGAAGACUAUUCUCGUACGACAUAGCCCGAACAGCGUGGCGAUCCACGGACCAGAGGAGACACUUACAGCCGUAAAAAGAAAAUUCGUCCCAAGAAUAUCUUCUCAUAGACUUGCAGAAAUGGACCGAGCACAAAAUCGCAACGCUUUGUUGUAUAUUCAUCCUGACCGACCGCAAUAUUUACUGUGCUUGACGUCUCCAUAUUUCGACAAAGCAUUCAUUAAAUGGUACGCAUUUCUGGAGGGUCAGCUACACUGGCUGGAAAUACAACCAAUGGAAGCAUUCCAGAUAACGCUGGAAGAUACCGAAUUUAGUUAUAUUCUUGUCUCAGUUGUCCAACUGGUAACCACCAACUUGGAGCCAAAUGCUUUACUAAAAUGGAGUGCAAUCAAAUGCGUUAGCGAAGGAAUGGACCAUGUAACAAACUUGUCCAACUCAUCAGCUGAGCAUGUUGUCAGACUGAAAGCAUACGAGUCACCCGGAAAACCUUUAUUGACUGUUCACAACGAAACUGUGAUACUCUUCGAAGGACAAAAUCUUACCCUAAUGUGUGUUGCAAGUGCUGGAAGCCCAAAUGGUGAAAUCAAAUGGAUAACAAGUCAGUCAAAGGCAGACGGAGCGAACGGAAGUGAAUUCAAAACGACCACAGAAAUAAAGCCAAACAACCAAAUGGUUUCAAAUUUAACCCUUUCACUGACGAAAAGCAUGAACGGCUUGCAAGUGCAAUGUGCUUCCCUGAAUGAAGGAUAUGAAGAAUCGGAUGAUAGAAGAAGUCAACCCGUUGUACUCUAUGUGCUAUAUGCUGCCAGUGUAAUUAACAUGAGUGUAACCGAUGGAUCGGGGCGAUCACUACUUUCGCGCGAUGCAACAAAUAUUUUGUACAAAUCUAAGAGGGAUUCGCCAAUACAUCUGGAUACCUCUCAAAUACCUAUGGUACUAACAGCAGAAAUGGGAACGACAUUGUCAGUGACUUGUGAAGUGGAUCCAUCAAAUCCGCCCUCAAGAAUAUACUGGAGUUUGCAUCGCUGUGAAAAAAGUCCACUCUUGCGAAUGUUGCACCGUGCUCCUUCAAAAUCAGAACAAUGUGAAUUAACCCACCUGGAAGCAAGGAAGAGUAAGAUACUAACUUAUCCAUCGUCCCGUGCGUUAAGCGAAAUGACUUUGCUCAAUGUCCUCUUCAAGCCAAUAUUUAUUGCGAACGGUAUGCAGAUAUCAGAAGGCUCAGUCCAUUCGGAACCGACUGAAAUACUGCACCUCGUUACAGUUGAAGGUGGAACCUUCAACGUAGACUUAGAGCCAGUGGCCAAUCCGCCAGCGCACAAAUUUAUGUGGUUCAAAAAUGACAAGCAAUUGACUGGAGAUUAUCCAGAACUAGUGGAAUCUGCAAAUCAUUCAAGCCCAUCUUCACCGAAACGUUUCAGCACCCAGUCGGGAAAGUUGCACAUUCUACCUGUGCGCAUUGAAGAUAUGGGAAAUUACAGUUUACUUGCAGUAAACACAAUUGGAAAUGCGCGAAUACAUUUCUUUCUUAACGUCACAUAUGGCCCAAGGCUUAUUGGGAAGCCAAUUGUUAACAUCACAGCUGCAGGUCAAAAAGCGGUACUGGAAUGCGAGGCUCAAGCCAACCCUUCACCAACUGAGACCGCUGUGAGGUGGCGGCGACUACCUUACGCUUUGGCUGGCAUUGAAAUCAGUAAGCACUUUUACAAGCAAAUUGGGGCUGAAGAAGACGAACGAGUGAAGCAACAUGAACUACAGGCAACUUCUGUCACGGGUAUUCGUUGCAACAAGGGUAACUGGCACAGCGGCUUCAAGUACUUUGUCAAGUGUUGGAGAAUCAAUCCAUAUACACUCACCAGCUCUCUAACCAUAUACGAUCUUGGACCAAGCGAUGUUGGACGAUACCAAUGUUACAUGGACAAUGCAGUCGGAUCCCCCGCGGUGCGCAUUAUCGACCUUCUAUAUCCGUUUGCACCGAAAAUCAUUUCCAUUCCAAGGUGGUUAAAGGCAGCGCCUUCAGUCAGUCUGCGGACACCGGCUGAACAUCACCACCUGUCAAAUUCACCAAACAACAACAGCAUAAGUGAAGCUAAUCAAGCACGUCUGACCUGUGUGGUUGGCGCAGAGCCGAUGCCAAAAGUGGAGUGGAUUCGAGAGCCCGCCAAUUUGACCCUAGUUGAAGGUGGUCAGUUUCAAUCUGAAGUGAGAAUUAUCCAGCCUGGUCUGUACCAUGCCAUCCUAUAUCUAAUCAAACCGAAAGAGCCGGAUCUCGGACGAUAUUACUGCAAGGUUACAAAUGAAGUCGGGCAGGCUGUGGGAAAGGUGGAUCUGAUAGAACCAACCAAGCCUGAGAUGCCCAGUAUGCCUCGAUUGAUCAACACGACCAGUACUACCAUGGCAGUGCGUUGGACUCAAGCAUCCAAUGGUGGCCCCAAACAGAAGUUCCACUUACGCUGGGCGCCAAACGAGAAUCCGGAUAAAUACAAACAGGCUGAAAUUCAAGAAGAUUUGAGAAGUGAGACGCUAACGUACAUUAUUGAAGGUCUACAGAAGGCCACGAGCUAUCGAGUGGCAGUGAGUGCCAGCAAUCAUCUCAUGGGAUCCACUGGCUUCACGCCAUACCUAUUGGCAUCUACUAAAGCUCACGAUCCAAUUCCGGACAAAGAGGCAAUGCAAGAUGAAGCUAGAGGUAAAUCUUCAGCUGGAAAUUUAGGGGAGCCAUGGGAGCUUACGGAAUAUCUGGCUGCUAACGCCGCUUCGUACAAUCGUAACACUGACGGUAGUUCGAUGGAAGAAAGGAAGGGGGACAGGACCUUAUUUCUCAUUGUGUCUGCCUCCAUUUUCGGCUCCCUGGUACUCUUCGCGAACUUGCUUAUAAUUUUACUGCUAGCUCACAAGAAACGGAAAAAACUGAGCAGAGGACAUACAAUGUUCAAUGGACAUGACUCGAUGAUACGUCGUUCCAGAAGACAGAGUUUUGCUGAAAUGAUCGUUGAUCAUCAGCCCUCAUACGCCGCUUACUUGGACGGAGCUAGCAUGAGCGACAACCUCUACUUGCCCGCGCGUUCCGCUGACCAGUAUUCCGACUUCCAAACUGGUAUCAGCCGUCCUGUGACCGCAACAGAAGCACACGACUUAUUAUCAAGCAAGCACUCCUACCUUGCAUCAGUGCGUCCGAGUCUGCAAAUGAUGAACCACCUGGAAGUGCAAACACAGAGCCAAAUGGAUUUCAGCCCUCGCGUUCAGCUGGCAAACGUUAAUAUCACCGAUCCCGCAAUGAAUGAAAUUGCAUACAUACAUUCUGACAAUAGCCCGCAGGUGGUCGAUUUCCAAGGGCAUCCACUUUUGCAAAUCAGGAACCCUGGGCCCGAGAGAAACACUCCAAUCACGGGUAGGGUGAAUGCGAAUCUCGGUAUCUACCCCGAACCACAUCACGUAGAAUCACCAAAUUCUGCGACAGCGUCAAUCAUAUCUGCAGCUCGUUCUGCAGGGUAUCCGAACGCUCACAGCCUGGAACGCCAAGGUCAUUUGCUUUUAACACGUCAACCAUCACAUCACAACAUCUCGUCACUGCUGCGGCAUCCACGUUACCUUCAAUGCGCCAUAAACGAUGUCUUUGAUCGUAACAUGUCAGAUUACGUCCUCAGAAAUCAUACUUCAACUUUUACUCCUAAUCAAGCCAUAGCAAACGGUCGGAUUAAAACAAAUCCGAUGGUAUCCAGCGUGUAUGCAGAGAGAUUAACUCAAGGCGCGAUGGCAGUUUGUAGUGACGACAACGUGCACGGCGACCUGUCCUCUGGCGCAGGAGCUUGGCAUUUGAUGAAGAAAAGUUCGUGCAGGAACUACAACAAUACUCAGUACUCAAAUCAGAUGAAUACUUCUCAGCUACUGGAUAGCUAUCUUCAGAGACACGACGACAGGCUGUUCAAUUGUCAAAUCGCCACUGGUAAUCAUGCAGUGAAUUUUGCAGGACUCCAUGCGAACAAUGCGUUGUCAGCUGACAAGAAUUACGUUGUUCCAGCGAGACCAGUCGGAGACUCUCAACAAGCUACAGAAUCCAUCGUUCUCCCUCCCCCUAACCGAUUUGCAUCGGAUGCAAAUAGCCAAUACUUUCAUAACCUCGCACGAGGAAUUGACGCUAAGGUGGCCAAACCAAUGAUCCGCGAGGCAUACCAAUCGUUAGAAGACGAACAAGAGAUGAAUGAAAGCGACCGUCACUUUGUAGAACAUGACCGGUGGGACGCAAGACCUGUGACAGUCGCCCCGGUAAAACACCCGACACUCAACCAGUCCUUGUUAUGA
Messenger RNA from Dicrocoelium dendriticum, 5733 nucleotides. The record is from the annotation of a GenBank genome assembly. Lineage: Eukaryota; Metazoa; Platyhelminthes; Trematoda; Plagiorchiida; Dicrocoeliidae.